Molecule: messenger RNA, 13064 nt
Organism: Petromyzon marinus (sea lamprey)
Lineage: Eukaryota; Metazoa; Chordata; Hyperoartia; Petromyzontiformes; Petromyzontidae
Source: RefSeq, a predicted model, not a curated record
UGCUCGCUAACAACACUUGCCCCAAACAGUCUGUGUGGCUACACUCUCGGGUCGGAUACGCGAACGGCACUUGACUCUCUCCAGGUGACUUUCUCAAUUGAGUGACGGAUUAUAUCCUCGUUCGUGCACGUGAGUUCUCGUCCGGUUAAACAAAUAUGAAAUAAAUACAUCAAUCACUGAGGCUAACGCGGAAACAGUUUUGUCUUCUUUGUGGGCGUGAGGAGGGCGAGGUGAGGGUGAGGUGAGGGCGAGGUGAGGGUGAGGUGAGGGUGAGAGGUGACACACAUCGACCGCUCACCAUGGCGUCCGAGUUCGAGACCGGGCGAAUUCGCACGCUGCAGGAGGAGCGGAUGCGCGUGCAGAAGACGACGUUCACACGGUGGAUGAACGUGUUCCUGCAGCGGGUAAUACACGGGGUGGACAACACACGGGGUGGACAACACACGGGGUGGACUCACGGGAAACACGGGAUGGAUUCACAGGAAACACGGGAUGGACUCACGGGAAACACGGGAUGGAUUCACGGGAAACGCGGGAUGGAUUCACGGGAAACACAGAGUGGUCUCACAUGGUGGACUCACUGGGUUGACUCACUGGCGUCCUCUGUGCGAUGGGAUCCUACGCGGUCAUACCCCCUGCGCGGUGGACUCGCCCAGGUGGAUGUCACGGUGGAGGACGUGUACACGGAGCUGCAGGACGGCCUGGUACUCAUGAAGCUACUAGAGAUUCUGUCCGGGGAGACCCUGCCCAAGCCGAGCCGCGGCCGCAUGCGCCUCCACUACGUGGAGAACAACAACCACGCUCUCAACUUCCUGCGACAAAAGAAAGUGAACGUGGACUUGAUUGGCGGGGAGAACGUGGUGGAUGGAGACCGGACCCUCAUCCUGGGCCUCAUCUGGAUCAUCAUCCUGCGCUUCCAGAUCUCCGGCAUCCUGGAGGAUGUGGGUCCCGGCUCCGAGGAGCGCCGCUCCGCCAAGGACGCGCUGCUGCUGUGGUGCCAGCGCAAGACGGCCGGCUACCGCGACUGCGAGAUCAAGAACUUCACGAGCAGCUGGCGCGACGGCCUCGGCUUCAACGCGCUCAUCCACGCGCACAGGCCGGAUCUGCUGGACUACGACCGCCUGCGCCAGCGCGACCACUUGAAGAACCUGCGCCAGGCGUUCGGGAUCGCGGAUGGCGACCUGGGCAUCGCGCGGCUCCUUGAGGCGGAGGACGUGGACGUGCCCCAUCCCGACGAGAAGUCCAUCAUGACCUACGUGUCGCUCUACUACCACUACUUCUCCCGCAUACACAAGGAGCAGACGGGUGGCAAGCGCAUAGCCAAGAUCGUGGGCCUGCUGACGGAGGCGGAGGAGCUGAAGACGCAGUACGAGACCAUGGUGACGACGCUGCUCCAGUGGAUCGAGUGCAAGAUCUCGGAGCUCAACGACCGGCGCUUCCCCAACUCGCGCAACGGCAUGCAGGCGCUGCUGUCGGCGUUCGCGUGCUACCGCACCGAGGAGAAGCCGCCCAAGUACCAGGAGCGCGGGCUGCUGGAGGCUCACCUCUUCGCCGUGCGCACCAAACUACGCGCCAACAACCAGCGCGACUACGUGCCGCCCGAGGGCCGCACGCUCCGUGACAUCGAGCGCCGCUGGGGCGAGCUGGAGCGCGCCGAGUACGCGCGCGAGAAGGCCCUGCGCGCCGAGCUCAACCGCCAGGAGAUGCUCGAGCGGCUGGGCCAGCGGUUCCAGCGCAAAGCAGCGCUGCGCGAGGCCUACGUGGCCGAGAUGGGCCGCGUCGUCGCUGCGCAGGAGGCGCAGCCCGACAAGCUGGCCGCCCUCGAGGCGGCGCAGCGGCGCCUCGAGGCCGUGAGCACGGACGUGACCGCGGGGCGCAACCGCCUCGACGCCCUGGUCGGCAUGGCCGACAUCCUGACGAAGGAGAAAUUCCACGACAUGGCCAACGUGGCCAAGAGGUGCGCUUGCUGCUGCUGCUGGUGGUGGUGCCCGUCCUGGCGCGUUCCGCCGCGCGGUUACGGUGAAGCGGCCUGUGGAGUUGCCGUCGUUCGGAUGACGCUUCAGUCCUCCCGAGCGGUUUUAGCAAAGGUGGACAACAGAUUGUUUGGUGGUGGAAUGUGUCGUCUUAACGCGACCGUUUUUAAGCGAUACGCAACUUCUUUGAAUCCAGACGACUCCUCGACGUGGGUUGCAAUUAUACAACUCUCAAAAGUGGGCACUACACGGAUUUUGGUUCCUUCCUGUCACAACGGGAAGAGCACCAUCGUGGAUCGCUGGUCCGCGCUGCAGAAGCAGAUUGCGCGCAACCAGGAGGUGCUGUCCCGCAUGGCGCAGGCACUUCGCCUGCUGCGGGACGUCGAGUCGCUGGAAACGGAGCUGCGCGAGCUUCAGGCCAAGGUGAGCUCGGAGGACGUGGGGCGGCAUCUCGAGGCCACGCAGGCGCUGCUGCAGAGGCACGCGCUGUCGGAAGCGCAGGUUGCCACGUGCGCCGAGGCCAUGGGCCUCCUGGACGGCCGUGCCAAGGAGCUGUCGCGGAGCCCCAACGCGCAGACCCUCGUGGCCAAGAUGCGCACGCUGCACCAGGCCUUCGACAAGCUCCGCAGCACCAGCCAGGCCAGGCGUGCGCGGCUGGAGGAGGCGCAGGCCGUGUGGCUCUUCCUGCGCGACUGCGAGGAGGAGGAGCUGUGGGUGCAGGAGCGAGCGCAGCGCCUGCGCGCGGCGCCACUCGGCCGAGACCGGGCGCAGACUGAGAGCCUCGCUCACAAGCACAAGGCGCUGGAGGCCGAAUGCCGCUCGCACGAGACGGCGUGGCGCGCGGCGGCGCGGCGCGGCGAGGAGGUGUGCGGCGGGAAGCGCGGCGGGGCGCGGGGCCCGCGGGAGGACGUGGCGCGCGCCCUCGGCGCCGUGCAGGAGUCGUGGCGCCGCCUGCACGAGCUGCUGGCGCUGCGCUCGGCCCUGCUUCAGCAAGCGGCGCUUCUGCAGCUGGUGCGUGUGAGACCCUAUCCCGGUCUCUCGAGCCGUCGCCUCGUUAAACGAAGCGAACCCGAGGGUGAGCCACGACCCGUGCCGGCGGUGCCUAGCCGUGUGCCCGCGCGUGCGUGUCAGUUCUACGAGGAGGUGGACGAGAUGGAGUCGUGGCUGAGAGAGAAGCUGCCGCUGCUGAGCAGCGAGGACGUGGGGCGCGACGACUCCGGCGCCGAGGCGCUGCUCAAGCGGCACCAGCGCCUGGAGCGCGACAUCGAGCAGCGUGGAGGCGACGUGCGCAAGCUCGCCGAGCAGGCGCGCGCCCUCGUGCAGGCGGGCGAGCAGGGGAGCGCGGGGCCACGCAGGAGGGAGAGCGAGGAGAAGGUGGAGCACGUGGAGCUCCCGCACGUGAAGAUGCGCUACAAGUUUGAGGGUCGUGACAUCAGCGUGGCGCAGGGCGAGGAGGUGGUGCUGCUCAAGAAGAGCAGCAUGGAGUGGUGGCACGUGCGCACGCGUGCCGGCCAGAGGGGCCACGUGCCGGCGUCGUACGCCCAGGAGAUAGGGGCCAAGCCGGUCCCGCAGGUGGUACGCAAGACCGAGGUCCUCACGGCUUCCUCCGCACAGCGGCUGGGCUCGGCCCAGAGCCGAACCCAGGCCCAGCCGAGUCCGAAGUCGGCGGGAGCAGAGCUGGAGGAUGUGGCGCGGCGCCAGCGCUCGCUGCAGGCCACCUACGACCGCGUGUGCCAGCUGGCCGAGGCUCGCAAGAAGGCGCUGCACGAGGCGCUGCUCAUGUUCCGCUUCUUCUCCGAGUGCAACGAGCUGGAGUCGUGGAUAUCCGACCGCGAGAACGUCCUGGAGAGCAGCCUCCAGUCGCAGAACCUGGAGCGCCUACGCCGGCAGUUCGAGAAUCUCCUGACGGAGCUGUCGGCCGGGCGAGGCAGGCUGGACGCCAUGAACCGCACGGCGGAGGAUCUCCUGCGCCAGGGCCACGGGCAGCGCGCGCGCAUCCGCGCCCGGCAGGACGACAUCAACGCUCGGUGGCGGCGCCUGGAGUCGCUGCGCAUGGACCGUGAGCGCCGUCUCACCGAGGCCGGCAACGUGGCCGCGUUCCUGGACGCGUUCGCCGAGCUGUGGGAGCUUCUGCAGGAGAAGCUGGCGGCGGCGAGCAACCCCGAGGUGGGCGCCACCCUGAGCGCCGUCCAGGCCGCCCUGCGGCAGCACGAGGCCCUGCAGCGUGACAUCGGGGCGCUCGGCGCCAACGUCGACUUCCUCAAGAAAAUGGGACAAGCGGCCGCGAGCAACGAGCCGGCCGAGCGGGACGUGGUGAUGAAGAAGCAACGCGAGGUGGACGGCCUGUACGCGCGGGUGCAGCGCGAGGCCGAGGCUCGACGCCAGCGCCUGCUCGACGCCCUGAGGAAGCUGGGCCUGCUGGACGAGGGGCGGGCGCUGAAGGAGCUGACCGACCGCCUUCGGGACCGCGUGGCUGGUGGCGGCGAGGCGGUGCCCGGGGACCUGGCCACGGCGCAGGAGAUGCUGGACAAGCACCAACACCUCCGGGGAGACAUCGACGCGCUCCGCGACAGGAUCGCGGCGCUGGAGAAGGAAGGCUUGGAAAUGCAGAAGCGGGGCGACCCGGGCGCGGCCGACGUGCUGCGCCUGGCGGAGCAACUGCGCGGGACGUUGGCGGAGUUGGAGGCGCAGUGGAACGAGCGCGACCGGCAGCUGCGCGGCAUCGUUGCCCUACAGCGAUUCAACAAAGAGGCCGAGCGCCUGGAGGCCGCGCUGUCCGGCCACGAGGCCUUCCUCAAGCUCGACGACCUCGGGGACUCGGUGGGGGCCACGGAGAGCCUGCUGAAGCGCCACGCCGAGUUUGAGAACCGCCUGGGCGCCAUGGACCGGCCUAUCCGACAUCUCAAAAAGCACGCGGCCGAGCUGGUGAAGAGUGGCGUGGCGCCGCCCGAUGGGUACGUGACCCCUGUUGACCCCUGGCUGGAACAGAAGGUCGGCGCGGUGGUGGCGCGGAGGAACGCGGUGCAGGAUGCCAGCGACCGCCGCAGGGCGCUACUCGAGGCUGCGUACAAGUACCAGGUGUUCACGAGGAACGCCGCGGAGCUGCUGGCGUGGGUGGCGGAGAAGCGCGUCCUGGCCGACGACGAGUCGUACCGCGACCUCAGCCUGCUUUCCCGCGAGCUCAAGCGGCAGAACGCGGCCGAGGGAGAGCUGCGCACCAACCAGCAGGCACUCGCCGCCGUUCAGGAGGUGGGCCGGGAUCUGGUGAAAGGCCGCCACUUUGCGAGCCGCGAGAUCCAGGCGACGCUGGAGGAACUGCACGCGCGCUGGGCCGAGCUGGAGAAAAAGAUGACCGAGCGGGGCCGCAAGCUGCGUCAGGCCGUGGACCAGCGCCAACUCAACCAGCUGCUGCAGGAUGCACGGGAGCGGCUGGACGCGCUGGAGAACCAGCUGCGCUCCGAGGACGUGGGUACCGACCUGCGCUCCAGCAAGACGCUGCUGGCGCACCACGUGCACACGGAGGCGGCGCUCGACUCGCUGGUGGAGAGGAUCCUCGCCGUGGUGGCGCAGGGCGAGAGCCUCGCCGACGGGCACUUCGACUCGCGCGGGAUCCAGCGGGAGACGCGAGAGUUCAAAAAGCGGUGGCUGGCUGCGUUGGCGGAGCCGCGAGCGAAGCGCCGAGCGCGGCUGGAGGAGGCCGUGCGCUACUACGAGGCGAUGCGUGCCCUGGAGCAGGAAGCGGCGUGGAUCGCGGAGCGAGUGCCCAGCGCAGAGUCCCACGACACGGGCCGCACCCUCGACGCCACCCAGCUCCUGCUGGAGCAGGCGAAGGUGACGCGCGCAAGUGUGUGUAGUGUCUGUAUGUGUACGUGUGUGUGUGUGUGUGGUGUCUGUAAGCUGCAGGCCGAGUGCACGGCGCACGGUCCGCACGUGGCGCGCGUGGCCGGGCUCGGCGCCGCCAUGCAGGCCGCGGAACACCCGCUGGCGCGCGACGUCACGCGUCGCUGCGAGGAGGUGCGCGCCGCGUGGGACGCGCUGCUGCGGGCGCUCGAGAACCGGCGCCGGCUGCUGGCGCUCGCCGAGAGGGCGCACACGGCGUCGGCGAACGCGGCGGAGCUGGAGGUGUGGCUGGCCGAGCGAGCCGAGCAGGCGCGCAGCGACGAGUGCGGCCGCGAUGAAGACGCCGCGCGGAACCUCAUCGCGCGCCACAAGGACUUGGAGCAGGAGAUGGAGGUGAACGGGCGUCUGGUGGACGAGCUGGUGCGGGCGGCGCGGGAGCUCAAGGCGGAGGGCGCCCCGACGGCGCAGGAGCUGCCGGCGCGGGCCGAUGAGAUCCAGGCGAAGAUGACGGACCUACGCCAGCUCUCCGCGGAGAGGUAGCGUCCCGUGGCCCCUGUCUUGCGUCACGCGUCUCGUGCCACGGGUCCCGCGCGUCCCGUGCCACGGGUCUCAUGCCCCGUGCCGUGCGUGCCGCGUGCUAGGCUGGGCCGCUUGGAGGGCGCGCUGGCCCUGCACGCGUACCUGCGCGAGUGCGCCGACCUCGAGGAGUGGAUCUCCCAGCAGCUGGCGACGGUCGCCGCGCAGGACGACGUGGGCGACGACCACGAUCACGUGCAGCGCAUGCUGGCGCGGUUCUCUGCGUUCGAGCGCACGAUGGCGGCGCGCGCCGAGCAGUUUGUGAGAUGCUACACGCUGGCCGAGGAGCUCCUCGCCGCACGGCACCAGCGCCGGCGUGAUGUCAAGCAGCGGCAGCACGCCCUCCGGGAGCUGUGGGACCAGCUGGUCACCUUGACCCAGCUCCGAGGAACAAAGCUGUCACAGGCCGAGGAGGCGCACCGCUACGUGAUGGAGCUCUCUGAGGCACUUUUACACAUACAGGUGAGUGAUGGAGAGCGUAAGGCGGGCGUGCAGGGGGAGGUGGGCAAGGACCUGCGCUCCGUGCGGGAUCAGCUGCGCCGGCACGAGGCGCUGGAGAACGAGCUCGUGGCCGCGGAGGCGCAGGUGAGCGGCGGGGCGCAGCGUGGGGUGGCGAAAGUGCUGCAGGAGCUGGUGGACCGCGGUCAGACCGUGACGGCGCACUGCCCGCCGGCGCUGGCCGAAACCAUCGCGGAGCGGCAGCAGUCCCUGGUGGAGGCGUGGGGCGACCUCAAGGACCGGGUUGACUCGCGGCAGCAGCAGCUGCGCGAUGCGUACAGCCUCCACUCCUUCUUGGGCCUCGUGCGGGACUACUCCGGCUGGCUGGACGAGGUGGGCCGCGGGCUGGAGCUGGCGGAGGCGCCGGCGCGAGGAGUGCAGGGCGCCAGCGCCCAGCGCGCCCAGCACGCGAGCCUGCGGGCCGAGAUGGAGGCGCACGUCUCGGACUUCCACGACAUGUGCACGGCCGCCGAGCGGCUGCUCAGCCAGAAGCACCCUGCGGUCAAGGAGGUCAAGGAGAAGCUGUACACGGUGACGCAGCGCCGGCGGGAGCUGUUGUCGCGCUGGGAGGAGGCGAACGAGCGGCUGGAGCGGCGCUACUUGGAGCAGCUGUUCCUGCAUGAGGCGGAGCUCACGGAGACCUGGAUCAGCAGCCAGGAGGACUACCUGAAUUCCCGCGAGCUACCCAGCUCGCUCGCCCAGGUGGACUCUCUGAUCCGGCAGCACGGCGUGUUUGGGCAGCUGCUGGCGACGCGAGACGAGAAGAUCGAAGCGCUGCGAGAGAGCAUGCAGCGGCUGGAGGAGCAGGGCCCGGCGCGGCGUCGCCUCACCCUGCUGCAGGAGCGCCUCGCCCGCGUCCACCGUCUCUCCGGGGACAAGGGGCACGAGCUGGAGACGGCGCGCCUCCUCCUCACCUUCCACGCCGACCUGGCCGAGGCGCCGGGCCCCCGACGCUCGACGUGGCCACAGCGGGAAACCUUUUGUGUUUGCGCUCCGCAGACCGGGGCGUGGUGCGGCGAGAUGCUGCGACGGGCCCAGGCCGGGCUGCGCGGUGAGGACGGCGUGAGCGUGCGGGAGAAGAUGGCGCUGCUGCAGAAGCACCAGACGUUCCACGCCGAGGUGAUGGCGCGCGAGGGCGCCAUCCGGGACACCGUGCAGGAUAAGGAGAGUUUAAACUCGGCGCGCGCACGCACGAGCAGUCUUUGGCGAGCGUCGCGCGGUCGGGCGGUCGAGCGGUCGGCCGCGUAUGAUGAGAUCCGAGCGAGCGGCGGGUUUGCGCAGGCCGGCGAGGCGCUGGCGAGCAGAGCGCCGUCGCACGCCGCCGAGGUACAGCGGCAGGCGCGCAAGCUCAGCGAGGACUGGGAGGCGCUGCUGCGCGCGAUGGCGACGCGGGAGCGCAUGCUGGGGGAGGCGCGCGACCUGCUGGAGUUCACGACGCGCGUGGAGCGCGCCGAGGCCUGGAUCCGCGACAAGGAGGUGAUGGUGGCCGUUGGGGACGUGGGCAAGGACUACGAGCACUGCCUGCAGCUGCAGAAGAAGCUCGGCGCCGAGGGGAGUGCGUACGGGGCGGUGGACGACGCGCAGAUGAAGACGCUGAAUGCGCUGGGCGCGAAGCUGGAGGCGCAGGGUGGUCCCGACGCUCCUUUAGUGCAGCGCAGCCGGGCCCAGCUCAACAAGCGCUGGGCCGCGUUCCAGAGUGCACUGCAGGAAUACCGCUCCCGGCUCGCCACGGCACUGGGCGUGCACGCGUUCCUGCUGCAGAUGGACGAGACGAGGGCGCUCAUCGGGGAGAAGGUGGCUCCCACGCUCUCCCCCCGCUUUCCCUCAAUCCCUCGCUCUUCCCCGCUCUCCAUCACUCUCUCUCACCUCAAUAGUCCUCUCCAACAGCUGCCACGGUGGCUCCGGCUCGCCCACAGUGACGGUCGUGCGUGCGUGUGUGCACGCGCCCGUGCGCAGAGCGCGGCGAUGCACGCGGCUGGGCUCGGCGGGGACCUGGAGGAGGUGGAGGCGCUGGUGCGACGCCACGAGGAGGCGCAGCGAGACAUCCGCGUGCUGAGCGACAGCAUUCAGGAGACCGAGGCGGAGUCCCGCAGGCUGUCGCGCCAGCACCCGGCGCUGGUGGAGCAGGUGUCGCAGCGGCAACGAGCGCUGCAAGAGGCGUGGCUGCGGCUGCAGGAGGACACGGCGACCCGCGGCGCGCGCCUCGCCGACACGCUGCACCUGCAGCGUUUCCGCGCCGCCGCCAAGACGCUGCUGGCGUGGGACGCCGACACGCGCGCCACCAUGAGCGUGGCCCGCGCGCCGGCCAGCCUCCCCGAGGCCGAGAACCUCCUGCAAGCGCACCACGAGACCAAGGUGGAGAUCACGGCGCGCGGAGGCCGCUUCGAAGAGGUGCGCGAGGUGGGCAAGCGGCUCAUGGAGGCGCGGCACCCGGACGCGGCCGACAUCCGCCGCGAGCUUGCGCGGCUGGAGGACGUGCACGAGGCUUUGCUGGCCGCGUGGGACGACGCGCUGUCCUCCCUGACGCUCGCCCGCGACACGCUGCGGUUGCGUGAGCUGGUGGAGCGGGCCGACGGCUGGCUGAUGGCGCGGGAGACGCUGCUGGAGAACCGCGAUCUCGGGGACUCGCUGGCGACGGUCGAGAGCCUCAGCAAGAAGCACGAGGCGCUGGUGGAGUCGCUGGCGGACGAGCACUCUCCGCUGGGCGACGCGGACCAAACGGCGCGCCACCUGGGCGCGCACGUCCCACAGCAGCUGAGCGACGCCAUGAACGCGGUCUUUGAGAGGCGGGAUCGACUGCUGGAGGUGGCAGCUGAGCGGACCCGGAUGCUGGACGACUCCCGGCAGCUCCACGUCUUCCUCGGCGUCACGUACGAGGAGCUGUCGUGGCUGGACGAGCGCGCGGCCAUGGCGCGCGAGGACACGUGGGCGGAGCUCACCAACCUGCAGGCCAAGCUCCAGCGGCAGCAGGCGCUGGACGCCGAGGUGGAGGGGCAGAACGCGCGGCUCGACAACAUCGUGGCCGAGGGCGAGGCCAUGGUGAAGGGCGGCCACUUCGCGGCGCACAGCGACCUCGCGCCGCGCCUCCAGGAGAUUCGCGAGCUGCGGGAGGAGCUGUCGGAGCUGUGCCGCGUGAAGCGUGCGCGGCUGCAGGAGGCGUACCAGGCGCUGCAGCUGCUGCGCGACCUGGACGAGGCCGAGCGCUGGCUGGGCGAGGCGGUGGAGCGCCUCGCCUCCACGGAGCCCGCCACGGACCUGGCCAUGGCCGAGGCGGAGCUGCAGGCGCAGGGCGAGCUGGAGACGGAGGUGGCGGCGCACCGCGCGCGCGUGCAGGCGCUGGCGGGCGACGCCGUGGAGCUCCAGCGGCAGGGCAACUUCCUGGGCGACGAGCUGACGAAGCGGGCGAGCGAAUUAGACCACAGCUACGAGGAGGCGUCGGAUCCGGUGCGGGCGCACCGCAUGGCGCUGGAGGAGCGCCAGGACCUGCUGCGCUUCUACCACGACGUGGAGACCGAGUUCGACUGGGUGCGCGAGCGGCUGCCCCUCGCCUCGCUCGCCGAGGUCGGCGGCUCGCUGCCCGCCGUGCAGGCCUUCCUCACCCGGCACCAGGCGCUGGAGAGCGAGGUGGAGGCGCGGCACGUGCUGGUGCAGGGCGUUCUGAGCUCGGGGUCGGGGCUGGUUUCGCGCGAGCACCCUGAAGCGGCGCAGGUUAGCUCGUGCCUUGAGGAGCUGCGCGACGCCACGCAGCGCCUGCGCAAGGAGUGCAAGGCCCGGCGCGCUCGCCUCGAGCACGCGCUCCACGCGCAGCAGAUCGACGCGCAGCUGGGAGAGGUGGAGGCGUGGCUGGAGGAGCGCGGGGCGCUGCUGAGCGGCGCGAGCGACCCCGACGAGGACGUGGGCAGGUACGAGGAGUGGGCACAGGCCCAGCUGCGCCAGCUGGACUCGCUGGGGCCCGAGAUGGCGGCACGACAGGAGGCGACGCGGCGCCUCAAGGAGAGCGUGGCGCAGCUUGCACGCGAGUGGCCCGACGACUGCGAGCGCGUGGCGGCGCGCGUGGACGAGGUGCGCGAAGACCUGCAGGGCUUCGCCGGCGCCCUGGACGAGCGGCGCGAGCGCCUGCGCGACCGCCUCUACCUGGGCCGCACGGCGCGCGCCGCCGAGGAGGCGCAGGCGUGGAUGCGCGCUCGCCGGGCGCUGCUGCGCGCCGACGACUGCGGCACCGACCUGGAGGACCUGGAGCUGCUGGAGAAGAGGUUUGAGGAGCUGGUGGAGGAGGUGCGGGUGUCGGGCGAGGGCCGCCUGGGCUCGGUGCACGACGCGGCGCGGGCGCUGCGGGAGAGGGCGCCGCGGCAGGACGACAGCGCGCUGGCGCAGCGGCUCGUCGCCAGGGCGACGAGCCGCUGGGACAAGCUGCAGCGCGCCAUCGACGACCGAGCGCAGGAGCUGCGCGCGGCGAGGAAGGUGCACGAGUUCUCGCGCGACGCGGAGGACCUGCGCGAGUGGAUCCAGCGCAAGGACGCGGCCAUCCCGCCCAACGAGAACAUCCCCGAGCUGGCCAGCGUGCGCGCCAGCAUGCGGCGCCACGACGCCACCAAGGGCGAUCUGGAGGUGAUCGAGGAGCGCGUGUUGGCGCUGGAGGCCGAGCUGGAGCGGCUGGUGCGGGAGCACCCUUCGGAGCAGGAGAGCGCCCGCACGAGAGUGCACGCCCUGCAGGAGCUGUGGCGGGAGGUGCGAGAGCGCGCGGCCGAGAGGACUGUCUUCUUGGAGCACUCGGCGCAGCUCCACGAGCUCAUCAACGAGUACCGCGAAAUGGAGCUGUGGGCGGGCGAGGUGAACGUGUCGAUGGCCGCGGCCGAGCUGGGCAGCGGCGUCGCGGGGGCGGAGGAGGCGUUGGCGCAGCACAAGGAAGUCCUCGCCGACGUCGAGCGCCAGCUCGCCCGCUUUGCCGCUCUCAAGCGGGGCGCGCAGGAGCUCAUGCGGCCCGAGCACACGCACCACGAGGAGAUCGGCUACGAGACGGAGGACGUGGAGGUGGUGCUGUUGCGAGUCCAGGACAACUGGGACGAACGCCACGAGCUGCUCGCGCGCAACCUGCAGCUGCAGUUGCUGCGUCGCAAGCUGGAGCAGUCGGACAACUGGCUGGCCACGCGCGAGGGCCUGUUGACAGACGGCGACCUCGGGGACUCGCUGCAAGGGGUGGAGGAGCUGCUAAAGCAGCUCGAGGACCUGGAGAGCACCAUGUUGGAGCAGGAGGACCACUUCGGACAUCUGGCGCAGGAGUUGCAGUCCCAGCAGGUCGACCUGGAGACGCGGAACGAGGACGAGCGGCGCCGGAGGAAGGCGCGCGCCGAGCACAAACGCGACCCGGUGAAGGCGGCGCGCUCGCGCUCGCGCUCGCACGGCGCCUCGACGCGCCGCACGCCGUCCAACCGCCGCACGCCGCCCACGCGCUCCGGCUCGGCGGCCGACAGGGCCAAGCGGCAGACGGUGCGCCGCUCGUCGUCGUCGUCCGGCGCCGAGAACGGCGAGCGCGCCGGCUCCCUGGCGCCGACGCGCCUCGUCCUCCAGAGGCCGGCGCUCAACCUGGCCCGCCGGCCGCGCGACACCGACAGCGACGACGGUUCGAGCCGCGGCCGCCCGCCCGCCCUCGGGAAGCCUCCGACGCCGGGCGCCGCGACCGCCAAGAGGCCUUCGUUUAAAGUGGCGGCGGCCGGCAAGCCGGGCACCCCGGACGGGAAGCCCGCGAAUGAGCUCCGUCGUCGCGCCGACGCCUCGCCCGAGAGGCGCCGCGCUGAGCCCUCCCGUGGGGACUCCUCGCCCGAGAGGCCCCUCACGGAGCGCGACGGCGGAAGCUCCCGUUUGGAGACGCCCCAGAGGGAGCGGCCGGUCGCCGAAAUCUCCUCCGAGAGGCCCGCGGUGGAGCUCCAUCUGGAGCCCUUCUCCUCCUCGAGCACGUUCUCGCGUGGGUCCUCCUCCAGGCGGAGCAGCCGCUCCGGAGCCGGAGGCAUCCUCACGAUCGGCUCCAUGGAGUCGCUCAGCCCGAGCUGGGGCUCCAAGGAGGGCGCGAGCCCGGGGCCCCGGCGCCCCUCCGUGCCCCUGGUGAAUUGGGGGUCGCGAGAGAGCGUCUCGGCCAACGACUCCUCGUCCGAGGUGAUUCGCUGCGAGGGGACGGCGUGA